CACUCCCUGAAAAACUGGACAAAACCUUUGCAUUUUGUUUGCUUCAAUAGUAAGCUGCUGAGUAAGGGGGUCCUCUGAAGGGGAGGGGCCAUUGAUGAUUCACGUUUGGUCAGGUAUAAAAGGAAAGGGUUAAACCACAUAGGGAGGCAGUUCAGGAGCAUCUACAACCAACAUGAGCAACACCAGCAUGAACAUGAGGGGCAAGAUCGUCUUCUACGAGGAGAGGAACUUCCAGGGUCGUUCCUAUGAGUGCAUGAGCGACUGCUCCGACAUGUCCUCCUUCCUGAGCAGGUGCCACUCCUGCAGGGUUGAGAGCGGCUGCUUCAUGGUCUACGACCGUCCCAACUUCAUGGGAAACCAGUACUUCAUGAGGAGGGGCGAGUACGCUGACUACAUGAGCAUGAUGGGAAUGAGGGACUGCAUCAGGUCUUGCCGUAUGAUCCCCAUGCACAGAGGCCAGUUCAGGAUGAGGAUCUACGAGAGGGAGAACUUCCAGGGUCAGAUGCAGGAGCUGAUGGACGACUGCGACAACAUCCAGGACCGUUUCCGUAUGAACGACUGCCUGUCCUGCCAGGUGAUGGACGGCCACUGGCUGAUGUACGAGCAGCCCCACUACAGAGGCAGGAUGAUCUACCUGAGGCCCGGCGAGUACAGGAGCUUCAUGGAGAUGGGCAUGAGCGGCACCAGGUUCAUGAGCAUGAAGCGCAUCAUGGACUCCUGCAUGUAA
Molecule: messenger RNA, 727 nt
Organism: Plectropomus leopardus (leopard coralgrouper)
Lineage: Eukaryota; Metazoa; Chordata; Actinopteri; Perciformes; Serranidae
Product: gamma-crystallin M3-like
Biological process (GO): visual perception; lens development in camera-type eye
Molecular function (GO): structural constituent of eye lens
Source: RefSeq, a predicted model, not a curated record